AUGUGGAGGCUAAGCGGCUUUACAUGCACUUCCAAGGGCAGGGGACAGGAAGGCCUGCUUGGGAAAGCAACAAAAAGGCUCAUAGGAAGGAGCUUCAAUGAUGAAAGUGUAUUAAAAGACAUCGGACUUUGGUCAUUCAAAGUUGUUGCUUGCUUUGGUUCAAAUAACGAGAAGAAGCCAAUGGUUGUAGUUAACUAUAAAGGCCAAGAGAAGGAAUUUUCUGUCGAAGAGAUAUCUGCAAUGAUCUUGUCAAAGAUGAAGGAAACUACUGAGGCCUAUCUUGGUACGAGUGUCAAGGAUGCUGAAACUAAAGAUGCUGGAAUCAUUGCUGGUCUAAAUGUGCUUCGCAUUAUUAAUGAGCCAACUGCAGCUGCAUUUGCUUAUGGUCUUGACAAUAAGGCUUCUGGAAGAAAAAAUGUAUUGAUUUUUUAUCUUGGUGGGGGUACUUUUGAUGUCUCUUUAGUCGUUGUCGAAAAGGAGUCAUUUGAAGUGAAAUCGGUUAAUGGAGACACUCAUCUUUAUAUCUAA
This is a messenger RNA of Chenopodium quinoa (quinoa), 528 nucleotides long. RefSeq names its product heat shock 70 kDa protein-like. The coding region runs from base 1 to 528 and encodes 175 amino acids. Gene Ontology annotation, cellular component: cytoplasm. Gene Ontology annotation, biological process: protein refolding; cellular response to unfolded protein. Gene Ontology annotation, molecular function: ATP binding; ATP hydrolysis activity; ATP-dependent protein folding chaperone. The record is from RefSeq and is a predicted model, not a curated record. The transcript has 2 exons. Lineage: Eukaryota; Viridiplantae; Streptophyta; Magnoliopsida; Caryophyllales; Amaranthaceae.